UUCGAGUGGAUAGGAGGAGCAGGGGGGGUCUAGAGGGCAGGCUGCCGGGGAAUAUAUACGGGGCUCGACAGCCUGCUUGCUUGUAACACAAGGUCCCUUUACAGAAUUAUCCACGCUCCGCUGGAGCCGCCUCUCCCCGCCCCCUUCCGUCCCUCCGACAACACGCAGCCUCCGUCCUCAUGGGCUCACACGCUGCGUGAUCCUCAUCACAAACCGACGGAGCGGCGGCUUGGCCGAGCCUCAUGGAGUAGUGGGACUAGUAGUAGUAGUAGGAGGAGGUGGGCUGCUCCCGGUCGCCUUUUGUUGCUUUUUUUUUAUUAUUUCUUUUUUACUAAAUCACCCCCACCUUCUUCUUUUAUGGAGUCGCCUUUUUUGCCUGCACCCUCCUGGAAUAUCGCUGCGUCUCAUCGCGAGUGAGCUUCUUUGAAUCUUAAGAGCACAUAAGUCUCCUGACUGGGGACAAGAUGGCGUCCAACAACACUUUACGCAGCUACUCCAUCAUCCCCUGCUUCAUCUUUGUGGAGCUGGUCAUCAUGUCUGGCACGGUGCUGUUGGCCUACUACAUGGAGUGCACGGACCUGUUCAGUGUGCACGUGCAGGGCUUCUUCUGCAACGACGCUGAGCUGAUGAAGCCGUACCCCGGCUUGGAGGAGUCCAGCUUCGUCCCUCCCCUCAUCCUCUACUGUGUGGUCGCAGCUGCUCCUACUGUUAUAAUCUUCAUUGGGGAGGUGUCCAUGUACGUGAUGAAAUCAACGAGGGAAGCCCUCCUGGCCCAGGAGAAAACGAUAGUGACAGGAGAUUGUUGUUACCUCAAUCCACUAAUUCGCCGCAUCAUACGCUUUAUAGGUGUGUUUGCGUUCGGCCUGUUUGCCACGGACAUCUUCGUCAAUGCAGGCCAGGUAGUGACCGGAGGCCUCUCGCCUUACUUCCUGUCGGUCUGCAAGCCCAAUUACACCGGCACCGAGUGUCGGUUCAAUCACCAGUUUAUUGUCAACGGAAACAUUUGCACUGGGAACCCCACUGCUGUGGAGAAAGCUCGCCGCUCUUUCCCAUCCAAGGAUGCGUCGCUGAGUGUUUACUCCGCCGUGUACCUGACGAUGUACAUCACCAGCACAAUCAAGACCAAGUCGAGCCGUCUUGCCAAGCCCGUGCUCUGUCUGGGCACGCUCUGUUCGGCCUUCCUCACCGGCCUCAAUCGGGUGUCUGAGUAUCGGAACCACUGCUCGGAUGUCGUGGCUGGGUUUAUACUGGGUUCGGCCAUUGCACUGUUUCUGGGCAUCUGUGUUGUGAACAACUUUAGAGGUGUUCAUAAUGCAGCAACCAAACAGAAGACCGAGGAAUACCGUGGUCUUCCAUUGAUGACUUUUCCCCGCGUAGAGAGCCCUCUGGAGACCCUCAGCGCGCAGAACCACUCGGCGUCGAUGACGGAGGUCACAUGACUAAGGGGGCAGCACCGGGUCACGUUUGCGUCUCCACAGCACUUCCAGGCACAAUGACGAGGACGCAUGCCACGUGGCGCCGAAUGCAUACAACAACAACAAAAAGAGAAAUCACUCCGGAUUUAUCAGUUUAAACCACCUGGAGGACAGAAUGCUCCAUGUUUGUAGUGGUUUUCAUUUAGCUUGGCCACUCUCGAUUCGACCGGCCAAGAUCCAAAAAUCGAACCAGUGCAAAAGCAUCACAAAGCCAACUUACUGUAAGCACAGGUUGUUUUUGUUUUUUUCCCCACUCCAGGUAUCUGAAAUCCUUUGAAACAUGGUAUAUAUUUUUUUGUCCUCCAGGGUGUGCUGUUCGUAGUUAGCGGAUGGUGUUUUGUACGUUUUUUGUAUGAGCGAGUGCCGUUAGCCUAUCCUGACAACGUCAAACCUGCACACUUCCUGUCAGCUGACUCACUGUGUUACGUCACAUCCUGUCAGGUGAAAUGCCUCAUCAACCGCCACAUCCAUUCCACUCGGUCUGAAAACUCUGCUAUGGGGUGGGGGGAGAGAAAAAAAAAACGUAUUGAUGUUGUUGUUAUGUGGUGUUUGUCAUUUGUACAGAAAAUAAGAGACAGAAACUUUCUUUUUAUUAUCUCUCUGUGCAUUAAAUGACCAUUAUGGGGUCAUGUUGUUUUUUAAGGAUUUCUGUUAGUCUGUAUGACUAUUAUGAUCCAUUUGGACCUGUUUGCCUGCUGUAAACCUGAAUAUGUUUUAGUAUCAGUUUAGGUGUUUGGGGGGAACAAGUCUUGUCUUUUGUUGGAGGAAAUGUGAGGGAGGAGUCACUGGCAUCCUCGGGGACUGAAAACGGUUCGGCAUCAGCUGAGAUCGGAUGCAAUAUUUGAAAAUGUCAUUAUUCAGAAGCUUACUGGGAGUGUCUUUCACCUCAAUUUCCUGAUUCACUCUGAUGUUAAUAACAAUGUCGCAAAGCAGUCCAGUAGGUCUUGCAUGUGUCAGAUCCGUGUAAAGAUUCCCCAUGUGUGGCUGUCAGAAUUGUGUCUAAACUGAAAUUUUAAUGGAAGACAUUUCUAACAGAUAGAAAGGGUAACAAAACUAGACAGCGGUGCUGUUCUGAGUGAAAUGAGGUGAUUGGGGUUUCCAAGCAAACCCAGCCAUUGACUCCGGCUCCACGUUCCCUCCCUGAGGCACCUCUCCUCUCCCUGACCCACCAGUGGAUUGUGAUGCAAUGUUGUGAAUCCAUUUCCUAUUGGAAGAUAUGCCCAGCAUGAAGAGAGAAGUCGAUAUGUUUUAUAGAUAUUACUCAUUAUCAUUGUGAUUAUAUCUGUCUUUUUCUUUAAGGACAAAAAAAAAGCAUUUCAUCCGAAAUGCUAUAUAUAUUUUUUCUGUUUGUCCCAAAAUUAAAUAGUCAGUAGCAACUGUG
This is a messenger RNA of Fundulus heteroclitus (mummichog), 2856 nucleotides long. RefSeq names its product phospholipid phosphatase related 1 (gene plppr1). The record is from RefSeq and is a predicted model, not a curated record. Gene Ontology annotation, molecular function: phosphatidate phosphatase activity. The transcript has 8 exons. Lineage: Eukaryota; Metazoa; Chordata; Actinopteri; Cyprinodontiformes; Fundulidae. Gene Ontology annotation, biological process: signal transduction; phospholipid metabolic process; phospholipid dephosphorylation. Bases 465 to 1439 code for a protein of 324 amino acids.